Arabis nemorensis is the source of this 1080-nucleotide messenger RNA. NCBI's taxonomy places the organism in Eukaryota, Viridiplantae, Streptophyta, Magnoliopsida, Brassicales, Brassicaceae. The record is from the annotation of a GenBank genome assembly.
AUGGAUUACAGCUGUAUAGAUGACAGUAGUACUACUUCUGAAUCUCUCUCCAUCUCUACCAAGACGACGACGACGGAGAUGAUGAAUAAACUCUCUCCUCCUCCGGCGAUGCGUCUCUGCCGGAUGGGUAGCGGCGGAAGCAGCGUCGUCUUGGAUACGGAUAACGGCGUCGAAACGGAGUCACGGAAACUCCCGUCGUCGAAAUACAAAGGCGUUGUUCCUCAGCCUAACGGAAGGUGGGGAGCUCAGAUUUACGAGAAGCAUCAACGUGUUUGGCUCGGCACUUUCAACGAGGAACAAGAAGCUGCUGCUUCCUACGACAUCGCCGCUUGGAGAUUCCGUGGACGCGACGCCGUCACUAAUUUCAAAUCUCCGGCGGUCAUUGGAAACGACGCCGAAUCGGCUUUUCUCGAUGCUCACUCCAAGGCUGAGAUUGUUGAUAUGUUGAGGAAACACACUUACGCCGACGAGCUUCAUCAGAGCAAACGGAAGUUUCUUGACGGUAACGGAAAACGUUGUGGAUCGGGGAUUACGACGACGACGUCACAAGGAAACGACGGCGUUUUGAGAGCGCGUGAGAUUUUGUUCGAGAAAGCCGUUACGCCGAGCGACGUCGGGAAGCUUAACCGGUUAGUGAUACCGAAACAGCACGCGGAGAGGCAUUUCCCGUUACCGGCGAUGACGACGACGGUGAAUCCCUCUCCGACGAAAGGCGUUUUGAUUAAUUUGGAAGACAGAACAGGGAAAGUGUGGCGGUUCCGUUACUCGUACUGGAACAGCAGUCAAAGUUACGUGUUGACCAAGGGCUGGAGCCGGUUCGUUAAGGAGAAGAAUCUUCGAGCCGGUGAUGUGGUUUGUUUCGAGAGAUCGACCGGACCAGACCGGCAGCUUUUUAUCGAUUGGAAAAUCCGGUCCGGUACGGAGCAAAACCCGGUUCAGACUGUGGUUAAGCUAUUCGGGGUCAACAUUUACAAUGCGAGUAACGCGAAACCAAACGACGGUGGGAAGAAGAGAUCUCGGGAAGUUGAUUUGUUUGCGUUAGGGUGUUCUAAGGAGCAGGCGAUAAUCAACGCCUUGUGA